UAUAUCUGUUUAUAUAUAUACUCUUCUUUUGAUUUUAUAAAUUCUCCUAUAAUAUUCAACCUCUCGCAGCCAUGCCAUCUUCACUGCACCUCCAUCCACCCCUUGCCGCCGCCAUCGGCAGCAGCUGCCGCCACAAACAAACUCAACCUACCACGUUGACAAGGUUUUUCCCUCUUCCUAGCUGGAUGUCGCUUCCCGACACGGUGGCAACAUAUCAUAUCCGCACCGUGGGGCCUAACCAGUGCUGUUCGGCAGUUGUUCAAACCAUAAAAGGCCCUAUCGAAUCCGUUUGGUCCAUAGUCCGUCGUUUUGAUAACCCUCAAGCUUACAAGCAGUUCCUCAGGAGCUGCCAAGUUAUCGUCGGAGAUGGCGACGUUGGCUCCCUCCGUGAGGUCCACGUGGUGUCCGGCCUCCCUGCAGCUUCCAGCAUGGAGAAGCUGGAGAUCCUUGACGACGAACGCUAUGUGCUUAGCUUUAGUGUAGUGGGAGGGGAUCAUCGCUUGACCAAUUAUAGGUCUGUCACGACUCUACAUGGUACACCAGAGGGUAACGGGACAGUGGUCGUGGAAUCGUACGUCGUCGAUAUUCCGGUAGGUAACAGUAGAGAAGAUACGUGUAUUUUUGUGGACACAAUUGUACGCUGCAACCUUCAAUCUUUGGCUCGAAUGUCUGAAAAUAUGGCUAGAACAGAAACAUUAUCUUCCCCAUAAUUACUUCAAAACAAAAGGGGUUCUUGUGACGUUGAAGGUGAUCGUAUAUUACAAGCUCCAAAUAUUAAUUAUGUCUUACUUUCUUUUCUGCAUUGCUUCUUCAC
This is a messenger RNA of Hibiscus syriacus, 814 nucleotides long. RefSeq names its product abscisic acid receptor PYL4-like. Gene Ontology annotation, cellular component: nucleus; cytoplasm. Gene Ontology annotation, molecular function: protein phosphatase inhibitor activity; abscisic acid binding; signaling receptor activity. The record is from RefSeq and is a predicted model, not a curated record. Bases 72 to 710 code for a protein of 212 amino acids. The transcript has a single exon. Gene Ontology annotation, biological process: abscisic acid-activated signaling pathway. NCBI's taxonomy places the organism in Eukaryota, Viridiplantae, Streptophyta, Magnoliopsida, Malvales, Malvaceae.